Molecule: messenger RNA, 1524 nt
Organism: Cladophialophora yegresii CBS 114405
Lineage: Eukaryota; Fungi; Ascomycota; Eurotiomycetes; Chaetothyriales; Herpotrichiellaceae
Exons: 1
Coding region: 1-1524 (507 amino acids)
Biological process (GO): transmembrane transport
Cellular component (GO): membrane
Molecular function (GO): transmembrane transporter activity
Source: RefSeq, a predicted model, not a curated record
AUGGGCAAACCUCGUCAGUCCACCACAAUCGAGGGAUCAGUCCUCCGCAACGAUGGCAGCUCUUCUAUCGACUCGUCCUCUCCACUGGCCGAAGACGCGGCCAACAGCCGACCUCCCGGCCCGCCUCACACAAUAUCACGAAUCUCGACCUCCUCCGGCAUCGAGUACAAGGUAUACAAGCGACGCUUCUUCGGGCUCGCCCAGCUCUGUUUGCUCAAUAUAGUCGUGUCCUGGGACUGGAUCGCCUUCGCCCCCGUCUCGACCACUUCCGCCGAGUACUUCCAUACCUCGGAGACCAACAUCAACUGGAUCUCCACGGCGUUCCUCUUCGCCUUCUGCGUAACCACCCCAGCGACCUUCUAUGUGCUUCACAAGUAUGGCACCAAAGGUGCCAUCAUCAUCGCCGCCUCACUGCUGCUGGUCGGCAACUGGGUCAAGUACGGCGCUACCCGCGCAAACAACUUCGCGGGCGUGAUGGUCGGCCAACUGAUCAUCGGGUUCGCUCAACCCUUCGUCCUCUCCUCGCCAACCUCAUAUUCCAACCUGUGGUUCAGCGCCGCCGGCCGUACCACCGCGACCGCCGUAGCUAGCUUGUCGAAUCCCUUUGGUGCAGCGCUGGGUCAACUCAUCUCACCGUUCUGGGCGGACCAGCCAUCCGAGAUCCCCAACAUGAUUCUGUACAUCAGCGUCAUCUCCUCCGUCGCCGCAAUCCCUGCCUUUUUCAUCCCGGCGAAACCGCCCUCCCCUCCCUCCGCCGGCUUCGUGGCAGACUACAUGGAUCGCACAUCGAUCCGCAACGACCUACAUACCUUGUCGCGCUCUCCAGAAUUCUACCUCCUGGCCGGGCCAUUCAUGCUGUACGUUGGCUUCUUCAACGCAUUUUCGUCCCUCCUGAAUCAAAUCCUCGAGCCGUACGGAUUCAGCGAGGAUAACGCCGGCAUCGCAGGCGCGGUGCUCAUCGUGGUGGGGCUCCUCUGCGCCGCCGUCUCCAGCCCCUUCAUCGACAAGUAUAAAUUCUACUUGGUGUACAUCAAGCUCGCGGUGCCGUUGUUGGCGCUUGCGUAUUUGGUCUUCGUCUGGGCGCCGCAGUCGAAAAGUCUGGCAUAUGUCUUCGUCAUCUGUGCGAUCCUCGGCGCCGCGAGCUUCGGUCUUGUGCCUGUGGUGUUGGAGUUCAUGGUCGAGAUUCACCACCCACUUGGCCCAGAACUGGGCAGCAGCCUGUGUUGGUGCGGUGGACAAUUGCUCGGCGGUGUCUUCAUCGUCAUCAUGGAUGCAUUGAAGGCUGGCGCCGGUGCCGACCCGCCGACGAACAUGAAGCGGGCGUUGAUCUUUCAAGCCGCGCUGGCCAUGUUGGUCAUGCCACUCCCCUUGUGUUUGGGCCUGUUCGGGCGCAAGGCUCAUGUAAGGAGGAAGAGGUGGGAAGCCGAUAGGCAUGCCAGGACGGAGGAGGUCAUUGAGGGGUAUAUUGAUGGGAGGGAGGAGGAUGAGCAGGUUUUGAACAGCCACAGCGGGAGAGUUGGCUAA